Molecule: messenger RNA, 828 nt
Organism: Trichoderma breve
Lineage: Eukaryota; Fungi; Ascomycota; Sordariomycetes; Hypocreales; Hypocreaceae
Product: serine hydrolase (FSH1) domain-containing protein
Exons: 2
Coding region: 1-828 (275 amino acids)
Cellular component (GO): cytoplasm; nucleus
Source: RefSeq, a predicted model, not a curated record
AUGCGUUUCCUUUGCCUUCACGGUCAUGGGACCAACUCGCAAAUUCUCAAGGCACAGCUUGAUCCGCUUCUUGCUCGCCUCCCAUCAGACUGGGAAUUUGAAUUUCUGGAUGGUGAAAUGAAUGCGGAGCCUGCCCCUGGAGUUGAAUCAAUCUUUCCAGGCCCUUUCCUAUGUUUCCAUGGCGAGCCCGUCCCUGAUGACGUGCAGCGCGCAGUUGACUUAGUCAAGGAGGUCGUACUUGAAGAAGGACCCUUUGAUGGAGUCAUUGGAUUUUCGCAAGGAGCAGCAGUGGCAGCUACCGUCAUUGCUCAUGAAGCUAAAUUGAACCCCCAUCAGGAGCUCUUCAAAGUCGCCAUCUUUCUGUCCGCCACAGGGCCGUUUGACCUCUCUGCUGGAAGGCUGCGUCUAUCAUACGAAGGCACUGUUGAUGAUAUUAAAAUUGACCGUUAUGAUGCCCUGGAAGGCGGGUCUCUGGUUCCUGAUGAUGGCACUGAUUGGAAGACUGACUACCGGUCAAUUGGUGUCAUUCAAGAGUUCCAGGCAAGAAGAACCCAUUUGAGCGAUUUGGGGCAGCAGAGUAUCGACGUCCUGCUUCGCUACCAUUCUUCCGUUCAUGGUGUGCUUAUCAACAUUCCCACUGUCCACGUGGUUGGGUUUAAAGACGAUUAUGCGAAUCAGGGACGGGAUCUAGCAGCCAUUUGUGACCCUAAGAUCUCGCAGGUUGUGACUCACGAUGGCGGCCAUCAAUUACCCAGGGACUUACGGACGGUUACCAAAACUGCGGAAGCCAUACAAUGGGCCGUGGAUCGCAUGCUCUUCCACAACUAG